AGCAAGGAAGAAGUGUUGAAUAGCUAUAUUAUUAUGAGAGUAGAGAAAUAACGUUAGUAACAACAUAUUAACGAUGCAGCUGGUGGUUUGGGCGUUGAUAGUGUUCUCUGUGUUUUACAGCCAGGGGGCGGGCGCCUGUCCUGAUCAGUGUAACUGUACUGAUGCACAUUUUUGUGAUGGAACUUUUGUAGAUUGUCGACAUAGUCAACUGACUGAAGUACCGACUAACAUCCCCUCGGACACCUGUGAUCUACACCUGUGGGGGAAUAACAUAACAACGUUACCGAAUAGAAUAUUUGAUGCACUCAAGAAGCUCAUGAGACUAUCCCUGAGUUCGAAUAAAAUAACAACAUUACCGAUUGGAAUAUUUGAUGCACUGACAAGUCUACAGAAACUAAACCUGUAUGACAAUGAAAUAACAACGUUACCGACUGGAACCUUUGAUACAUUGACGAGUCUUCAGACACUAUACCUGAGCGACAAUAAACUAACAACACUACACACUGGUACAUUUGAUCAACUGGGGAAUUUACAGAUACUUGAUGUAAGCGGAAACCCCCUACAUUGCGAUUGCCAUUUAGUCGCCUUUAUCCGCUUUAUGAAAACAAGGCGAUUGCAGUUAACGCCCUUUUCGUGGAGUACGGAAGCUUCCUGUCAAAACCCUCUUAAUUUAAAAGAAACGUUGCUGAAGGACAUUUCACUUCAAGAAGUAUUUUGUGAUUCAGGGAAUACGAAAGCUCAAACCUACACAAUAGAUUUGACGUCUGCCAACUCAAUUGUCAAUCCAGGAGAUAAUUAUACAUCUCUUUGUAAGAUUUCCGAUCAAGGGACACUGGACAUCAUCACGAAUUUAAAGGUGAAGUGGUACCACAAUUCAAAACUGCUGACCAGUCAGUGUACCUUGAAGGAUGUGUCAAUGGCGGAGAAGUAUUCGUGUGAGGUACUCCCCCCUCAGCAUAACAGCAUCAGCUUAGAGUUGACAGUGAUGGAUGUGCAGACAGAAGAUGUUGGAAGCUUAACCUGUGAAUUGAUGAAGCAGGUGAAGGAGAACGAGAUAUGGAAAGACGAAGAGUUAGAGAAAGAGUCAGUGGAAAUCAAAAUAAGAGAUUUCAGAUCAGCUUCCACUAAUGCAGACACUGCCGUCACAGAGAUUGCAGGAUUUGGCAAGUUUUCAACAUGUACCAAAAUAUUUGGAAAAUGUAUAAUACACUGUUACUGCUUUAUCAAGUUACAAUUUGCAGUAUACGUCAUAGACAUUUGGUAUUUACAUUCAUCAAUAGCUAAUGACAUAAUAUAUCUUCACGCUGAGGUUAUUGAAAACAUAUAUUUGAAAUUUGAUGUUUGCAUGAGGAAUUCUAAUCAACCAGGUAGACUCCAUGUAUAAAGAUUGUAUUUAUGUCCAAUUUCUAAAUUUCCCAUGCCAUCGGAAGUAAGUUCGCUUCUUUAUCUAUUUGUAGAAAAAUAUCAUGAAAUGCCCUGCAAAUGCAUGCAUAUGCAAUUUCAAAUCGUUAAAAAAUGUUCCACAGAUGCCGCGAGAGGAAUCUAAUUUGAGAUGAUCUCGAAUAUGACUUGGCAUGUAGCGUAGAUAAUUAGAAAUUCUAGAACAGUCAACACAACUUUGUCAAUUCUUUAUAUAACCAGCUUUGUCUUAUUUGGUAAGUCGGUCAUUAAGGUAUUAUCAAUAGAGCGAUCGAAUGACGAGAAAACAAUCAUAUUCUAUUUCCACGAAGUAGUAAAUCAUUCUCAGUUGAUAAUUCGAAUCAACUGAAUCUUCACUUAAGACUGAUGGAAUGCAAAGUUUUGUUUUUGAGAAGGGGUGCAAAUUCGUAUACCUUUUACAUUACUGAUUGCUUAAUAAGUAAGAUAUCCACAUAUCAUGAGAAAAGAAAUAUAUCUUUCUAUAUUUCAAAUAAAUUUCCAUAUUGUAACAUAUUAACCAAUAGCAAAACACAUGGGUGUUUUUAUAAUGCAUGUAUUUAAAGAUAAAAAAAAGCAUUGUGUUGAAAAUAAAAAAGGAUAAAUGAGAAUCGUCAAAAACAAUGUUCAAAUAAAUCUACGGAAUAUUCAUCGAUGCACUGUUACCUGGACAACGUAAGAGGCAUGUAUCCCUGUCAAUGUAUUCAACACUGGUAGGUAUUUAUAUCCAAUAGUCAACGCUGGUGAGUACAUAUUUUUGUUUCCCCUUAGAAUAAACUAAUAUAGAACAAAACAACCAGAAGGUGCAUCGCUAUGUUCAUGUUAUAUAUUUACCAGGAAUGUACAACAUAUGCGUUUAUUUGAUAUUUGCAAGAUUUACGUUUUAUUAGUGUUUACAAGGUAUAAAUGGUAUUUACAUGUUAUAUAUUUACUUGGUAUGUACACGUUACACGUUUAAUCGGUAUACGCGCAUUUUGUGCGCCCGGAGAGAACGGGAUAAUAAUAAUUAUAAUAGCGACAAAAAUCACAAACAUGGAAUAUGGUAAGUAAUCAAUGUUUCAUUCAUUCUUUCUAUCAUCCUAUGAUCCUAUUUGAACAUUUCAGGAGAUCAGAAAAAACGGUUGUGUCUCUCUGUUGCUUCGACAAGGGCAUGGCCUGUAUGUGGUCGGGUUUUUGGAGAUCACGGUCGGAUGCUGACAGCUGAUUUGUGUUAACAGGACUUCAGCCAUUUCCUUUGAUGUCGGCAUUUCGCAAGUUCUAUGACCGAUGUGUGAUCUGGAUUGCAGAUUGUCCCGCUCACACGAUGGAAACAGAAGAUUUACAGCGGCUGUGGCCGAUCCACAACGACUGUUUCCUCCUCCUAGACAGCUGGAUCCCCGCCUGUGUUUCUAAUGAUGGGGAUUAUAUCACGAAUAAGAGAAGGAACAAUAUGACCACUUCAUGCUUCCCAUUUUGUCUAAUGGACAACCCACUACUGGCACUGCAAUGAACUGGGGAUUCACUCUUCGGAAAUAUGUUACUCCCAUCCGUUAAACUCUUGUCAUUACGGGGAACACCCAUGUAGGGUUUCCAGCAUUCGUAACUACAGAAGGAAUCAGAAGGAUCGAAAUCACGUAGGAAUUUCAACCAAACAUUGAAUGAUGUGGUUUGUGCACGACCUACUUUCUCCGUACGGUGAAUUAGAAAUACUCCACGUGUAAAAUGGUAAACGAUGACAAAGAUAUCCAAGGGUAUUUAUUGAGGAAUUCAUUUCUUAACUAAUUAUGGACAAAUUAGUCAUUUUCGAUAUAAAUGACCAGACUACUAACAAAUUUCAUAUCAAUGGAAUCAAUUAGUAAGCAUGCAUCGAGGAAACUCUGAUCAGGAGAUGUAGCAGUCAUAAUCAGAUCCACAACGGUUCAAAUCGGCAGAAAUCAACCUUAAGAACAGACAUGAAGCUUUGAACUCUCGAUUUAGAAUGCUGUUAUUUGGCUGAAUCAAUUCCUGUGAAAUCGAAAUGAAUUUCAUAUCUAGCAGUCCACAUCUGAACGUUACGCCGUUCCGGGGUACAUAUCGAGGACGAUAUGCCGAGGGUUGUAUACAGAGUGUCAGUAUGUGACGAAACACAGUGCACCGUCCGUCAUCGUGAAUAUAAAGAUAACACAUGUUCUAAUAUGUUAUCGUCAUCUGGCGAGAAACUGACGUUCUGUUUGAAUAUAAAUUAUAUUUAGACACGACGGAUUUGAAAUGAUUGGCUUAAACUUUCAUUUGUCAACUUUCAACAACGUUUCCUUAUCUACUUUUAAAUGUUGAAUGUUUAUUUGUGACUUCCUGAAAUAUAUUGACUAUAUCCAAUAUUUAGAAAAGAGACUUGGAGUAGUAAGCUGAUAUAAAACUCUAACCUGUGUCCACUUGACAACUUUUAAUCACCAUGGAAAUAUUACUGAAAUAUCUUUAACGCGACGUAAAACACUAUGAUCGUAGUUAACUGAUUUCAAAAAGAGACAAUCUAAAUAAAUAUGUUACAUAAACAAUGUCCUCAAUAAAAACAAGAUGUAUU
Molecule: messenger RNA, 3955 nt
Organism: Ostrea edulis (European flat oyster)
Lineage: Eukaryota; Metazoa; Mollusca; Bivalvia; Ostreida; Ostreidae
Product: slit homolog 2 protein-like
Exons: 13
Coding region: 74-1384 (436 amino acids)
Cellular component (GO): extracellular matrix
Molecular function (GO): protein binding
Source: RefSeq, a predicted model, not a curated record